Messenger RNA from Abrus precatorius (Indian licorice), 1291 nucleotides. Its product is annotated as dof zinc finger protein DOF2.5-like. The transcript has 2 exons. The record is from RefSeq and is a predicted model, not a curated record. Gene Ontology annotation, biological process: regulation of DNA-templated transcription. Lineage: Eukaryota; Viridiplantae; Streptophyta; Magnoliopsida; Fabales; Fabaceae. Gene Ontology annotation, molecular function: DNA-binding transcription factor activity; DNA binding. Bases 103 to 912 code for a protein of 269 amino acids.
CACCCCACAAACGAACCAAAACAUUCUUUCUUGCACUAAGGAGCAACUGCAGACAAACAAGGUGUCCUCUCUCCUUUGGGGUUUCUCAGGACAUUGGACUUGAUGGAGGGGAUAGCUCCCAAUUCAUGUGCAAGGACAGUUUUAGAGAAGAAAGCAAGGCCACAAGAGCAACUGAAUUGUCCAAGGUGCAAUUCAACCAACACAAAGUUUUGUUAUUACAACAACUACAGCCUCACACAACCCAGAUACUUUUGCAAGACUUGUAGAAGGUAUUGGACAGAAGGAGGGUCUCUGAGAAAUGUCCCAGUUGGAGGUGGUUCAAGGAAGAACAAGAAGGUCACUUCAGUAGCAGCCACAGCUUCAUCAUCAUCAUCAUCAAAGGUUCCAGACCUAAACCCACCAAACCUCUCAGCUAUUUCUUCCCAAAACCCUAAGAUAAUGCAUGGAGGCCAAGAUCUCAACCUAUCUUUCCCAGCUAUGGACAAGUAUCAUGGCAUGCCCCCUUAUGUUGAGAUGCAAAACAGUGACACCAGUCAUCACCAAAACUCUUCUUGUUCUGCUGCUCCAAGUUCUCUUUCAGCUCUUGAACUCUUAAGGUCUAGCAUGGCAUCUAGGGGUUUGAAUCCUUAUGCUCCUUCUUCCUUGAUGCCAAACUCAAAUAACAAUGCCCUUUACCCAUCAGGGUUUCCCAUGCAAGAAGUAAAACCAAGCCUUGGCUUUUCUUCAGUUGAUGGGAUUGGGAACAGAUCAUAUGAUCAUAAUCAGGUUCAAGAGAGGGGUAGUGGCAGAGUUUUGUUCCCUUUUGGAGAUGUUAAGCAGCUUUCUGCUGCAGGUGCUGAAGUGGAACACAAUAAAGAACAAGGGAAUUCAAGUGGAUAUUGGACUGGAAUGAUUGGUGAAGGGACAUGGUAAGAAAAGAAAGAAAUGGGAAGACAAAGGAAAAUUAAGAACAUGCAUUAAUAAUAAUAUCAUCUCACAUAUUUUCUUUAUUUUGAUCUUCCCUAUUUUUCUCUUUUCACAAUAUGGAUCAUUUGUCUGAAGUUGUUCAGAACUAACAAUAGGACACACAUGGUUAAUUACUUUGUUUUGUACACACUGCCUUUGUUUCUUUGGGAGAAAAUGUGACUUGUUUUACAUUUUAAAAAUUAAAGAUAGAAGAAGAGGUGAAUAUUGGGCCUGUUUUUGUCCACGGCAUGCAAUUCCUAUAUUCAUGAAUUCUUCUGUAAGGAGUAGCAAUUUGUGUAUUAAAUUUUCAAAGGUUUGGUUCAAAGGACUUUUGGGGUGGUGAAGG